CCGACCGGGAGAGGAUGUUGUGUGGUGAGAGAGAGUACGUGAAAGAGGCAGAAUCCGCAGGCUAGGCAGCAGGCAGGGGCAUUUUUGUCUUGAUUGUAAAUUAUGAAGUAAGCCACCAUGAGCUACCAGGCAUUGUAUACAUACCGUUCCAGUGAGAAGACCACUCUAUGUUUUGAGGAGGGCGAUAAGUUUACACUCCUUGACAGCGGUGAUCCGUACUGGUGGCAAGUAACAGAUGCAAGGGGCCAAGUCGGCUUUGUACCUGCUAACUAUAUUGAACAGCUCAGGGACAAUAAACAAGAUGUGCUGGUUUCCAUCGACAGAGCCAUUGAAUUCAUCCACCUGUCGGCAACGCAGAAAGGAGGAUCUCUCACUCAUGAACAGCGAAAUACAUUACAAAAGUUAGUUGAGCACCGAGAGACAGUGUUUAAACAGCAGCAAAACUCUUCCUCCGAUAGUUCCACAUCCAGCAAAAAGAUCACACGCUCAUCCUCCCGAUCAUCAGGAAAGCACAGAGCCGCCCCUCCCCCACCUAUACGUACAGAAGACACGCCCAAAUCACCAAACACUGUCGCUGCUGCUCGUUCACCAGUCACCAGAACAAAUUCGCAAAUUGCAGAAACUAUUUCAUCACCAGGGAAGGAUGGAAAUCCCGAACCCCAAUCACCAAACACUGUCAGUGCUGCACGCUCACCAGCCACCAAAACAAACUCGCAAGCUGCAAAAACUGUUUCGUCCCCAGCGAAGGAUAGAAGUCGAGACGCGCAAGAACGGCUAAGUCCGAUGAGUUUGGAGGAGAGAUUGUCAUCACCAGCCAAGGUUCAGUCACUGAGCACUGAGUCUGUGCCGAGCAAGCUUGGUGAAGAGCUGGUCGAGCUUGUACGAGUCCGCACAGGGCUGAGUUAUGCCAAAUCAAUGGACGCUUUGAGUGCUGUGUUUUCUCACAUCGUGGAUUCAGUUCCUGCAGUCGGAGAUACUAUGGAGCAGAUUAUGCAGUCAUUACAGGGGAUGUCUAAUUCCUCAGUCUCUAAUGGCAGUCUAUCAAUAGAGGGCGGCAAAGAUAUGGAGCGGUUAAUGGUGAUCUUUUCUGAGCUUACAGACUGUAAGAAUGACUCCCAGCAGAGAAGCUGGGCUCUUCACGAAGACGAAGCUGUCAUCAGCGAAUACCUGGAGGAGUUGUCUUCAAUCCUGAGUGAUGCAAACCCGGAUGUCUGUAAGGCUGUUAUCCAGAGAGACAACUAUGAAGUUAUUAACUCACUAAUCUUGUACUAUCAAAUGGAGCUGCGAACCUCACUCCGUCUCCUCCUACUCAAGGUCUUUGGAGUACUCUGCGGUCUUGAGGCUGUGAUUGCGUCUCAGCUUCUCUAUUCAGUGCUCCUCGUGGAGAUUGCUAGAGAUAUGCAGACUGAUGCACAGUGUAUACAGAAAGUUUGCUUCUCUUCGCUUGUCGCAACCAUGUUACUGUCUAGCGGCCAGCCUCUAAUGUAUACACACUACGAUCAGUUGAAUGAAGACUUUGUCCGUUUCUUGUUGAAUAACAUUGAGGAUCCACCCCCUGAGGACGAGUCUGAGCAGCUACCAGAUCUAUUUGUCAACCUUGUUCUCGCUUUUAAUCUUCAUUUUACAGAGCCCUCAGAAAAUCUGGUAAUGCGAGUCUUGGGCAAAAGGAAAACGUCCAAAACAUUCAGCGAGAAAAUAAUGGUCCUGUUUAACAGAGAAGUUGAUCCAGUGAGAAUGUUUGAGCACGAACCCAAACCUCCCAACUCGUUACUCAAGUUCCUGUGUGAUAUCUUUGCCAAUGCGGACACAUCUUCGCUAUUUUACACCAAUGAUAUGAAUGUUCUAAUUGAUAUCAUAAUCAGACAGUUGACAGAUCGUUGUCCUGGUGAUAAGCAAAGGACGGAGUACCUAGGUGUGAUUCACAGCAUUCUUAGGAUGCCAGUCUACUGGGAGCAAAAACAUAGGCUAGCCGACCUUCGCCGUGUAAUCGAGAAGAUUGCCAAGGAGGAAGAACCAGAGAGUAAACCAGAUAAAGAAAUACUCAUGCAGAUCCGUAAAGAGUGUCAACUCAACUUCACCAUCACAUUCUGAGAACAGACAUAUUUGAUCAAUAGUUGUGUCUGCUUAUCAUCAUAUUAAAUUAUUUUGGGGGUUGAGCAAAGAGAGUUAAGGCCCGGUUACAAAGGCCCCGAUAACGAGAAUGAAAACGAGAACGUUAAAAAUGCACGCCCUCGAUG
Messenger RNA from Asterias rubens (European starfish), 2237 nucleotides. RefSeq names its product NCK-interacting protein with SH3 domain-like. Gene Ontology annotation, molecular function: protein binding; Arp2/3 complex binding. The record is from RefSeq and is a predicted model, not a curated record. The transcript has 11 exons. The coding region runs from base 118 to 2091 and encodes 657 amino acids. NCBI's taxonomy places the organism in Eukaryota, Metazoa, Echinodermata, Asteroidea, Forcipulatida, Asteriidae. Gene Ontology annotation, biological process: endocytosis.